Molecule: messenger RNA, 2531 nt
Organism: Engraulis encrasicolus (European anchovy)
Lineage: Eukaryota; Metazoa; Chordata; Actinopteri; Clupeiformes; Engraulidae
Gene: alcama
Product: activated leukocyte cell adhesion molecule a
Exons: 16
Coding region: 255-1949 (564 amino acids)
Biological process (GO): cell-cell adhesion
Cellular component (GO): plasma membrane; cell-cell junction
Molecular function (GO): cell adhesion molecule binding
Source: RefSeq, a predicted model, not a curated record
UAGAACACACGCCUCGAGGCUGCUUUCCCAGCUCAUUUGGGUUUCACCUGCACGCGCACUGUCACUUCUCAGUACAAGCGAACGUGGCCGUCGGACACAUUCCCGCCGGUCUCUCUCUCUCACUCCCUCUCUUGAAAUAGCUUAGUAUAGUUUAAAUAAAUCACAAAUAUCACACUGUGGGCUUUCGAAAGUGAAUCGAAGACUGCGCGGUAAAACACACAGUCCACUUCGGGACGAAGGUUGAUUUUUGAAGAAUGGGUUCAUCCUCGUACUUGCUGCCUGUCCUCAUCGCAGCGGUGAUGUUUCUGCAAGCACGCUGCAUACCAACGGUCAUUGGCCUGUAUGGGGAGACUAUUGAAGUGCCCUGCAACAACGGAGUGGUCGAAGCCAUCCACGACCUUAUCUUCACCAAGUGGAAAUACGAGAAGUCUGACGGUACGGCGGGCGACCUGCUGGUCAAGCAGGCCCACAAGGAGGAGGCCACCAUCCAGGCCACCGACCGCUUCAGGGAUCGCGUCAGCAUCUCGGCCAACUACAGCCUGCUCAUCGCCGACGGCACGCUGGCCGACCAGACCAUCUUCACCUGCAUGCUGGUGUGGGGCAGCAACGUCAAGGAGUACCCCGUGGAGGUCAUCGUGCACAAGAGACCCUCACCACUCUUCAUCAAAGACAGAGCGAACCAGUUGGAAAAUGGCCAGCUUACAACCCUGGGUGAGUGCUAUGCCACUGAUGCCAACCCCGCUGCCAUGUUGUCCUGGAAGAAAAAUGGCCUUCAGUUAGACACCAGUGACCCCUCUAUUACAAUUACCAGUAAAGUGGUAAAGGAGCCCACCACUGGCUUGUCCACCACCUCCUCCCUCCUGCAGUACACGGCGGGCAAGGAGGACGUGGGCGCGCAGUUCACCUGCCUGGCCGUCCACGAGACCGGCAACCUGGAGACCACUCCUGAGAUCUUCACCAUCCACUACCCCACAGAGGUGGUGACGCUGCAGGUGCUCCCCAAGGGUACCAUCAAAGAGGGCGACGACGUGACUCUGAGGUGCCACGCGGACGGCAACCCUCCUCCCACCAGCUUCAUCUUCUUCAUCAAGGAGGACAGAGUGCCGGUGGUGGGUAAUGACACCUAUGUGCUGCGCAGCGUGACGCGAGACAGCACGGGCUCGUACAGGUGCUCCCUGCCUGAGGACGAGAAGAUGCAGGGCUUUGGAAACCUCCUGGUCAACUUCCUGGACCUCAGCCUGAGUCCCUCGGGGACGGUGCUGAAGAAUGUCGGGGACACCUUGGUGGUGGACGUGCAGAAGAACGCCUCCGGGGUCCCCCAGGUGUCCUGGACCAAGAACAAUGGGAAGCUGGAUGCACAGCCUGACUUUAAGCAGCUGACGUACGGCCACGCUGGGCUGUAUGUGCUGGAGAUGUCUGUGGCCGGCAUCAAGCGAAUCGCCUCCUUCAGCCUGGAUGUCCAGGGCAAGCCGAAAAUCAAUUACCUGACUGAGCAGCUGAGUGCGGACGGCAAGACCAAGGUCCUGAGCUGCCAGGCGGAGGGCUCGCCCGAACCCAGCGUCCAAUGGAGCAUUAAUGGCACCAAUGAGAAGUCCACCCCCCACGCUAACGGCAUGGUGGUGCACAGUAUCACGGUGGAACCGCGUAAGAACCUGACGGUGGUGUGCACGGUCAGCAACAGCCUGGGAGAGGACUCCAUGGCCAUCCUGGUGGCAUCCGUAAUUAUGGAGAGUGUGCCCGAAGGAGAGCGCUCCAGUGGUAACGACCAGGCCAAACUCAUAGUGGGCAUCGUAGUGGGCCUCAUUCUGGCGGCGGCCAUCGUUGGACUCAUCUACUGGCUCUACAUGAAGAACUCCAGGCAAGGCAGCUGGAAAACCAGAGAGAAGGAGAUGGGCACCUCUGAGGAAGAGAAGAAACUGGAAGAGAACAACCACAAAGCCGACGUGUAGAGCUGCCACGCACACAUAGGAAGGGAUGGAGCAGUAGCAGGGCCUUGUCACACUGAAAAUUGUCAUAACGUCGCCAUCUUGGAACGAUGUCUGAAACGCCAUCCCAUCCCAUCUCACCCACCCACCCCCCUCCCUCACCUCAUCAGUCUAAGCAUACGCAGCACGCCUCUCAGAAAACAAACGCUCCUUGUGCAGAUGGACUCCACAUUACAGCAACCAUUCAUCUAUUCAUCCAGACAGACAAAUGCUAGAUUGAACUUUAAUUGAGCUUUGAUUUGCGCCUCCUCACCUGCACUGAAGACUUGCUCCGUCUGGUUUCUCCCGUGCUCCUGGUGAGGGAUCUCUCGUCAUCAUCAUUAUCAUCAUCACCACAAUCAUCAUAUAACCAUCAGCCACAAGUAAGACUUGGAUCAGCAUCACCGAUGUCCGGCUGGAGGAUUCUGCACUUGCUUUCCUUCAGUAGAAAGUAUUACGUUCCUGAUACACGUUUGUUUUUAUGUUUAUCUUUUUAAUUAACAGGCCUUUGUAAAUAGCUGCAGCUCGCUCAUGAAGUGUACUGGGGCCUAUACUCAGAAGCUGGUU